AAUCUCAACCGGAAGCUGUGCCCCUACUGGUAUUAGCUUGACGAGCGUACCCUGGUCCCGUCCUGUCAAACUUCAUUGUCUGGGAUCUCACGUCGCUGGUUUUCUACGGCGCCUCAACGAUGGAGCGAAAGGUGGCUCGGGAAUUUAGGCACAAGGUGGAGUUGCUGAUUGAGAAUGAAGCCGAGAAGGACUACCUGUACGAUGUCCUCCGCUUGUAUCAUCAGUCCAUGGAAUUGACAGUCCUGGUCGGGGACCUGAAGCUGGUCAUCAACGAACCAAAACGCCUGCCCCUGUUUGACGCCAUCCGACCCCUCAUCCCCCUCAAACAUCAGGUGGAGUACGACCUGCUCACUCCCAAGAGGUCACGGAAGCUCAAAGAGGUGCGGUUGGAUCGGAUGCAUCGCGAUGGACUCGGUCUGAGUGUUCGCGGGGGGCUGGAGUUUGGCUGUGGUCUUUACAUAUCGCAAAUUGUCAAGGAUGGUCAGGCUGGAAACGUUGGCCUGCAGGUGGGCGAUGAGAUCGUGCGCAUCAACGGUUACUCCAUCUCAUCCUGUAUCCAUGAGGAGAUCAUCAGUCUAAUCAAGACAAAGAAGAUCGUAUCACUCAAAGUCAGGCAUGUGGGCAUGAUCCCAGUGAAAAGCUCAUCAGAUGAACCCCUCAAGUGGCAGUUCGUCGAUCAGUUUGUGUCUGAGUCUGGGGAGAAAAGGAGCAGUGUUGCGGGCUUGGCAUCGAUGGGAGGGAAGGAGAUCAAGGAAAAGAAGGUUUUCCUCAGCCUUGUGGGCACGAAGGGAAUGGGAAUCAGCAUCUCUAGUGGUCCCACCCAGAAACCUGGCAUCUACAUCAGCAAUGUCAAGCCAGGCUCUCUUUCUGCCGAAGUUGGACUCGAGGUUGGAGACCAGAUUGUGGAGGUGAAUGGGGUGGAUUUCACCAACGUGGACCACAAGGAGGCUGUGAAGGUCCUGAAGAGCAGCAGAAGUCUGACUAUUACUGUUCUGACUGGAGCUGGCAGUGACCUGUUUAUGACAGACGGGGAGCGUCUGGCUGAGGAGGCCCGCAGGGAGCUGGAGAGGCAGGAGCUGAUGCACCAGAAGCGGCUGGCAAUGGAGACCAACAAAAUCGUCAAGGAGCAACAGGAGAAGGAGAAACAGAGAAAGAUGGAGAUCGCUCAGAGGACUGCGGAGGAAGACGAGCGUUACAAGCAGGAGAUGGAGAACAUUGAAGCCUUGGAGAGAAAGCACAACAGAGACUGGGAGGAGGACUGGGGAGCAAAAGACCGGCCCAAAAGCCCCAAGAGUCCCCACACUCCCACAAGCCCAUCGACGUCCCCACCUCAACUCAACACCACCCCGACUCCCAAGGCCAAGAGUUCCCCUAAUGAAGCCGGCUCCUUCACGACGGAGGACGCGGAGGAGGAGGAGGAGGAGAACGGACAAGGAUUCCAGAAACAUGGGGAAGAUUUUGAUCCCUACUCAAUGUUUUCCUCGGAGCAGAUCGCCGGACGAGAUGUGCGACUGCUGCGGAUCAAAAAGACUGGGCAGCUCGACGUCGCGCUGGAGGGCGGAGCGGACUCUCCCCUGGGGAAGCUGGUGGUGUCCUCUGUGUAUGAGGGUGGCGCUGCAGAUAGACAUGGCGGCAUCGUGCCAGGGGACGAACUCAUGGCCGUGAAUGGGAGGAUCCUGAUCGAUGCCACGCUGACCGAGGGGCAGAACUCGCUGGCUCGGGCCUGGAACAGUGGAGGGGACUGGAUUGAUGUUGUGAUUGCUGUUUCCCCGCCGAAGGAGUACGAGGACGAAGUGACGUUCUUCUAGACCGGUCGACACACUGCCAAGAAAACCUGAGCUGCUUAAACAUGAGGCUUUUUGCCUUGAUGAUUUCUUCAUGAGUCGCUGUGUUCAGCACAAAUAAAUGAUUCUGUUUCCUCCUCAUCCCCCGUAAGCAAACAGGCUUGACUUUUUCCGACUAGUCAGCGUUACAGCUGUCUCUUUAAUGGUGACCCUGGUGUCAUGUGUAAGGAUGUUGACAGGAUGCGAUCAACAAGCCUGUUUCGCUGUCUAGUUUUGUUAAAGGAUGCUCCCGUCAGUCUUUACUUGUUUCCCAUAAUCCUCUUGACCUCUGCUUAAGCCUAAACAUGACUGACCUCGUUUAUAAACAUAUGGCUGCGUUGAUGUUCUCAUUACAUGUGUCUCAUCUGUCCCUAUAACAAUAAAGAGGAAACACAAAGCAGGCAAGUCCAGAUCAAUAGGACUUGUUUAAUGUGCCUUUUCAAAGCCCAAUAAAGAGCUGCUGAUGUCACACCAUU
This is a messenger RNA of Betta splendens (Siamese fighting fish), 2299 nucleotides long. RefSeq names its product Usher syndrome 1C (gene ush1c). Bases 120 to 1808 code for a protein of 562 amino acids. Gene Ontology annotation, biological process: inner ear auditory receptor cell differentiation; sensory perception of sound; retinal cone cell development. NCBI's taxonomy places the organism in Eukaryota, Metazoa, Chordata, Actinopteri, Anabantiformes, Osphronemidae. Gene Ontology annotation, cellular component: stereocilia ankle link complex; plasma membrane; photoreceptor inner segment. The transcript is spliced from 20 exons. Gene Ontology annotation, molecular function: protein binding. The record is from RefSeq and is a predicted model, not a curated record.